Messenger RNA from Nelumbo nucifera (sacred lotus), 3251 nucleotides. It is a transcript of the gene PTAC3, whose product is annotated as plastid transcriptionally active 3. NCBI's taxonomy places the organism in Eukaryota, Viridiplantae, Streptophyta, Magnoliopsida, Proteales, Nelumbonaceae. The record is from RefSeq and is a predicted model, not a curated record. Gene Ontology annotation, molecular function: protein binding.
GGUUUGAAACACAUUUUAUUGGCAAGAAAUCCGGACUCUUUUAGCGAUUCGAAUCUGAAUACGAAUGAAUUCAACUUAUGUGCAAAUGCGACCCCGACCCCACCUGACGAGUAGAACGGCAUGAGGCAAAAGGCCAAAUGUCAUCUCUCCGUGUGUGAAGCGAAGACAUGAACUCUAAAACCCCGGUUCUCUCUCUUUCAAACCCCUUUCUCUAUGUAGUUAUAUCUUAUCCACUCCCCCCGCAAGGAAGAGAGGAAACAGAGAAAUGGCGUCUCUCUUAUCCUACGCACCUCUUUCCUCAAAAUAUAUUACCGGAAAAACUGGAAAAUUCUCUUAUAAUACGGACUCCAACUUCUUCUCCACUUGCUCCCCGAGCUCUCGAAAUGUAGUCGUUGUAGCUGCAAUUUCGACUUCGGAGAAGAAGGCUAGGAGAAAAAAACAUGCCAAAGGAGAUGAUUCUGCUGCUUCUAAUUCUUCCUCUUCUUCUACUGCUAUAUCGGCUGCCGAGAAAGGGCUGAGGCUUUCUUUCAUGGAGGAGCUUAUGGAACGUGCCCGAAGUCGCGAUGUUGCCGGAGUUUCUGAAGUCAUGUAUGACAUGAUUGCCGCUGGACUCAACCCUGGUCCUCGAUCAUUUCAUGGUUUGAUUGUCGCCCAUGCACUAAUAGGCGAUGACGAGGGCGCGAUGCAAUCACUGCGAAGGGAGUUGAGUGCAGGGCUUCGCCCUAUCCAUGAAACAUUUAUUGCAUUAAUUCGUUUAUUUGGAUCCAAAGGACAUGCUACAAGAGGGUUGGAAAUUCUUGCUGCGAUGGAAAAGCUAAAUUUUGACAUACGCCAAGCUUGGCUAGUUCUUGUUGAGGAGCUUGUCAGAAGCAAUCAUCUAGAUGAUGCAAAUAAAGUGUUUCUAAGGGGUGCUAAAGGAGGAUUGAAAGCGACUGAUGAGCUAUAUGAUCUGUUAAUCGAGGAGGAUUGUAAGGCUGGGGAUCAUUCCAAUGCUUUAACUAUUGCCUAUGAAAUGGAGGCUGCUGGGCGAAUGGCAACCACUUUUCAUUUUAACUGUCUUCUUAGUGUGCAAGCUACCUGUGGGAUACCGGAGAUAGCUUUUGCAACAUUUGAGAACAUGGAAUAUGGAGAAGAUUAUAUGAAACCUGAUACAGAGACAUAUAAUUGGGUGAUUCAAGCUUAUACCAGGGCUGAAUCAUAUGAUAGGGUCCAAGAUGUGGCUGAGUUACUUGGCAUGAUGGUUGAAGAUCAUAAACGUUUGCAACCAAAUGUGAAAACUUAUGUGCUAUUGGUGGAGUGCUUUACCAAGUAUUGUGUUAUAGGGGAGGCAAUCCGUCAUUUCCGUGCCCUUAAGAACAUCCCUGGGGGAAUGAAAGUUCUAUACAAUGAAGGGAGCUUUGGGGAUCCACUUUCUUUGUAUCUUAGGGCAUUAUGUCGAGAAGGAAGGGUUGUUGAGUUGCUUGAAGCAUUAGAAGCUAUGGCUAAAGAUAAUCAACCUAUUCCACCAAGAGCCAUGAUUUUGAGCAGAAAAUACCGAACAUUAGUUAGUUCGUGGAUUGAACCUUUGCAAGAGGAAGCUGAACUUGGAUAUGAAAUUGAUUAUAUUGCCAGGUACAUAGAAGAAGGGGGGCUUACAGGUGAGCGCAAGCGGUGGGUUCCACGGAGGGGUAAGACCCCUCUAGAUCCCGAUGCCCUUGGAUUUAUUUAUUCAAACCCAAUAGAAACCUCCUUCAAACAACGAUGUCUUGAGGAAUCAAAGAUGUACCAUCGGAAGCUUCUGAAGACCCUAAGAAAUGAAGGAAUUGCAGCUUUAGGAGAUGCAUCUGAAUCUGAUUAUCUCAGAGUAGAGGAAAGAUUAAAGAAGAUAAUAAAAGGUCCUGACCAAAAUGCUUUAAAGCCCAAGGCAGCUAGUAAGAUGAUAGUCUCUGAAUUGAAGGAAGAGUUAGAAGCACAAGGCUUGCCAACUGACGGAACUAGAAAUGUGCUUUACCAGAGAGUGCAAAAGGCAAGGAGGAUAAACCGUUCACGUGGCCGGCCUCUUUGGGUUCCACCUGUGGAGGAGGAAGAAGAAGAGGUUGACGAGGAAUUAGAUGAAUUAAUUUCUCGUAUUAAGUUGGAAGAUGGAAAUACAGAAUUCUGGAAACGACGUUUUCUUGGAGAAGGAUUAAAUGGUAAUCAUGACAAGCCAGAUGAUGACAUUGAAGAUUCAGAACUUCAAGAUAUGUUGAAUGACACUGAUGUUGUCGAGGAUGUUGCCAAAGAGGGUGAAGAUGAUGAAGUUGAUGAAGAGGAGGAGGAAGUUGAACAGACCGAAAGUCCAGUUGAAGACAGGGUUAAGGACAAGGAAACCGAAGCUGUUAAGCCUCUUCAAAUGAUUGGGGUCCAAUUGCUGAAGGAUUCUGAACAAACAAAUUCCACGGCGAGAAAAUCAAAGAAGAAAGUUUCCCGGAUAUCAGUAGAGGAUGAUGAUGAUGAUGACUGGUUUCCUGAGGAUAUUCAUGAAGCACUCAAGGUGAUGCGUGAAAGAAAGAUCUUUGAUGUACAGGACAUGUAUACCAUUGCUGAUGCUUGGGGUUGGACAUGGGAGAGAGAACUAAAGAAAAGACCCCCUCGAAGAUGGUCACAAGAAUGGGAAGUUGAGUUGGCAAUGAAAGUAAUGCAGAAGGUGAUCGAAUUGGGUGGAACACCAACUAUUGGGGACUGUGCAAUGAUAUUGCGUGCAGCCAUAAAAGCUCCACUCCCUUCAGCUUUCUUGAAAAUAUUGCGGACAACACACAGCCUUGGUUACAUCUUUGGGAGUCCCCUGUACGAUGAGAUAAUCUCUCUAUGUCUUGACAUCGGUGAGCUUGAUGCAGCCAUUGCAAUCGUUGCAGACAUGGAGACAACAGGAAUCACUGUCCCAGACCAAACCCUGGACAGGGUGCUUUCUGCUAGGCAGAGUAUUAAUAGCGUUGUUGUUGAUGAAUCAGGAUAGCUCCAAGAAGUAAAACUCCACAAGGGAAUAAACUUUAGAUACAUCACAAACCCAACCAGUAUUUACCAACCAUUCCAGCUGUUCUAGUGUAACAUGGUGCCUUGCAUUAUUAACUACACGGCACCACCUAAAUUUUGUUCUAUUUAUCAUUUUUUUCUUUCUUUUGUAUGUAAUAUUAUAUACCCCUAUGCUAGAAUCUUUAUGAACGAAUCUGCAUCUGUAUUUGUAUUUUUUAUGAUUUGGUAUAUAUAUCAAAAGGUCCCAUGAACUUGAGGCU